UGCAUGGAAUUUAGAUACUAAGUUGAUGACUCUUAUAUAUAAGUGGCUGCCCUACAUUUUUGAAAUCUUGAGGUCUAAGGUUCUGAAUAGUGUGUCUUUCAUGAAGGAAACACUGAAGUACUUAGCAGGAAUCACAGGCCCAAGUGGCUAUGGUUCAAAAUCAACAGCUGAGCAAGUUACUCAAGAUUGCAUGGGUUUCAUUCCUUCUAAUCUCACUGCAAUUGUCACUGGCGCGACGUCUGGCAUUGGGGCUGAAACCGCAAGAGUGCUGGCGAAGAGGGGCGUGAGAAUAAUUAUUCCGGCGAGGGACUUGAGGAAGGCAGCAAGAGUGAAAGAAGGUUUACUCAAGGAAAAUCCAGCAGCAGAUGUAAUCUUGUUAGAGAUAGAUUUGAGCUCAUUUGCUUCAAUUCAGAGAUUUUGUUCUGAGUUCUUAUCCUUAGGAUUGCCCCUUCAUAUUCUCAUAAACAAUGCUGGCAAAUAUUCACAAAAAUUGGAGUUCUCCGAAGACAAAAUUGAGAUCACUUUUGCCACAAAUUACUUGGGACAUUUUCUGUUAACAGAAAUGUUAUUGGAAAAAAUGGUGGAGACAGCAGCAGAAACUGGCAUCCAAGGAAGAAUAGUGAAUGUUUCCUCAGUGAUUCACAGCUGGGUGAAAAGAGACAAUUUUUGCUUCCGUAAAAUGCUCAGCCCCAAAAGUUAUAACGGCACUCGUGCCUAUGCCCAAUCAAAACUAGCCAACAUAUUGCAUGCUAAGGAACUGUCAAGACUGCUCAAGGGAAGAAAAGCAAAUGUAACAAUCAAUGCAGUCCACCCAGGAAUUGUGAAGACUGGAAUUAUCAGAGAAUACAAAGGUUUUAUCACAGAUUCUUUGUUUUUUAUGGCAUCCAGAUUGCUGAAAUCAAUAUCACAGGGUGCAGCAACCACAUGUUACACUGCAUUAAGCCCACAGAUGGCCGGGGUGAGUGGAAAGUACUUUGCAGACUGUAAUGAGAGGCGCUGCUCAGCACUAGCAAACAAUGAAAUUGAAGCAUACAAGCUAUGGAAGCGGACAAAAGCUUUAAUACACAGGCGAUUGCUACAGCCAGCAAGCUAAAAUUUGAAAGUCUUCUUCACCAAUAAACCUCAGUAGUUUUCGACAUGUAACAAGUAGCCAAAUAAAUGUAUAUCGAAGGCAGACGACAAUCACAUAAAAAGUAUACUCUUAGCUUUAGUCAAUCCAAACUUUCAUGACAGUAAGACACUAUCCGUACAGAAUAAUGCCAAUUUCACAUAUUUUUCCAACAAUAGCAAAUUUUAAUGAAGACAUUUCUGCUUCUUUCAAGAUGCAGAAACCUAAAUGGCUGAAAAAAUCAGAAGGCACCAUAAGAAUUUGAUGCAUUAGCAGCCAUUACUCUUUUGUCCAGUGUCCACUGGCAGAAGGUAUCCACUUUGUAAAACAUCAAAAUGCGUAAUACCACCAAAUAUGCAAUAUAAGUUGCAAC
Messenger RNA from Olea europaea var. sylvestris, 1481 nucleotides. RefSeq names its product short-chain dehydrogenase TIC 32, chloroplastic-like. The transcript has 8 exons. The record is from RefSeq and is a predicted model, not a curated record. The coding region runs from base 26 to 1093 and encodes 355 amino acids. Lineage: Eukaryota; Viridiplantae; Streptophyta; Magnoliopsida; Lamiales; Oleaceae.